CUAAGCUAAACAUUGGCCCACAGCGAAAAAGAGGCUAGGACUGUGCAAAGCGUAUAUAAUAUAUAAUACAGGGACUGUGCGCCGUGUCUAUCAGUACCGUAAUCGGAGAGUAGGUCUCAGUCGAUUAUCCUUGAAGUUUUAUCACUUUUGUUCUUUGGCUCCGAGACCUAAACAUCAUUCAAGAUGACGCUGAACUUGGAGGAUUAUUUUCGGAACACUUUUGAGGACAAGCUCCUUGUCAAGAUGCCAGAGAGAGAAGAUGAUCAUCUCACUCCAGCAACCAGACUUCUUGAAAAGAGAAGAGAAAUGGCAGAAGUUGAACAGGCUCUUGGUGCUCAAAAAGAGGAAUUUCAAAUGAAAAUGGAAAGUUUACAGCAAAGGAGAGAGGAAUUAGAAAGAAAAGAACAUCAAUUGAAAGAAUCUUUAUUAAAAUUUGAUAAGUUUCUAAAGGAAAAUGACUCAAAACGUGCGAGAGCUGUCAAGAAAUCACAAGAUGAACGUGAGCUGAGAAAAGCAAAAGAAAAAGAUAUUGAUCGAUUGAAGGAUGAAAUUGAUGAAUUGGCUAAAGAGCGAGAUCGUUAUCAAAAGAAAUUAGAACGAAACUCAAUUUACCAGAAAUACAUGGAAAAAGUACAGGAAACAUCUGAUGAAUUUAGCGAAAUAAGAGAGAUAAUUGCACGAUAUGAUACACUUGUUGCAACCCAUCUUGAUUUAUUGGAGAGAGAUCAAGCUAAUCAAGAUGCAAUUGAAAAAGAGAAAGCCAAACUUAUGAAAUUCACUGAAGAGAAAAAUAAUGAAAUUCUAUACUACAAUAACCAACUUGCUCAACUUCAAACAAGACUUGAUCAGGCUCAGAGUAGAGCAGUAAAAUGGGAAAGCAAGUGGACCCACAUUCAGAACACUGCUGCAAAGAAGACACUCCUACUUGGAAGAAUAAAAAUAGCAACACAUAAUUUGUUUCAACUUGUUAAUAAGCAUCUUAAGCAACAAACAACAACAGUUCCCUUGGAAAAUACAGCUUUGCAGUUAGAAAAGAUACAAAUGUUUAUUCAAGAUUUGACCCAAAUAACGACAGAAAUCAAGCGAGCGGAAGCAGCAACUCAUGGUACCAACUUAUUGCCAGCAUAAAUAUUCUAGCCAAACUAAUUCGAUUCUACCUUUAUAUUUUAAUUUCCACUUUUCCAUGUAUGAUGCACAUUCAACAUUAUAUAUUACUAAAUCAUACUCUCAUCUUACUUAUGUGAUAAUUAGUAAAACUUCUACCUACCGUAAUUUUAUACAUGAUGCCAUUUUGAGCCUAGUCAGAUUUUCUUUAUCAGGAAAACAAUUCUUUUACCUAUCAAUGUGCAGCAACACAUAAUUUUAUAUUGUAUUUUAUUGAAAGAAAUAUAUUCAUCAGACUCUUAAAUAGUGUAUUUUAAAAUAAAUAUGGGAAAGCAAAAUGUA
Molecule: messenger RNA, 1446 nt
Organism: Styela clava
Lineage: Eukaryota; Metazoa; Chordata; Ascidiacea; Stolidobranchia; Styelidae
Product: coiled-coil domain-containing protein 42 homolog
Source: RefSeq, a predicted model, not a curated record